This is a messenger RNA of Aricia agestis (brown argus), 4447 nucleotides long. RefSeq lists its product as uncharacterized. The record is from RefSeq and is a predicted model, not a curated record. The coding region runs from base 287 to 4432 and encodes 1381 amino acids. The transcript has 17 exons. NCBI's taxonomy places the organism in Eukaryota, Metazoa, Arthropoda, Insecta, Lepidoptera, Lycaenidae.
CCGCCGUACGUGCUGCGCUCGCGCUGGGCGGGAAUCGCUCCGAACCUGUUACGCUUCAAAACUCUCAUAAACUUUGACUAGUUCGCUAUUAUUUCUAUGAAUCGGUCUUUAAGUGUGUAUGUGCGUCUAUUUGUAGCUAAUGGUUGCCUGAAAAUGUUUUGCGAAACGUGGAAUUCCACUUAUGAACUCAAAGAUGCAUUCCGUUAAAAUUCUUACAUCGAGCGAGCGAAGCGUGCACGUGCGUUUAUUUUCACUUAUAAAUAGCUCAGUCUGCUGAAACUUAGGUAUGACGUCGCUGAAGGAGAGCGAGCUGCAGGACGAUAAAGGGCGGAGAAGGGAUUCGAAGGACGUGACGGAGCUACCGCCGAUAGGUUCGUCCUUACAUAAAAGAAGACGAGGCGAGCCGCCGGCGACUCUGUCCGUCAAGUCUCCCCAAACGCCGUCGGACGCCGAGGGCUCCUCCCCGUGCACCGCCGGCCCGACGCCCGAGGACUGGACCCGCGAUGGGGACAACCGGGACGCCGAAGCAUUCUGCGACAACAUGCUCCAGAGACUCAAAGACAGAAACGACGCCCUGUCCCUCCGCGGCAAGCUGGUGGCGACGCAAACGAAGGAAACCCUCGAAGCUGUGGAUCACAUGGAAAAAUUGCUGAAACUUUUAGAUCAGGUCAUAACUCUAGAGGAUAAAAACUCCCGUUUCAUCAAGAGGCUGCAGCAGAUACAUCUCGCUAGGUUACAUAUCGCCCGAAGAAAAAUGAUAGAGGAGAACGAGAGGCUAAAAGAUGAAACGAAUGAGAUCGACCUCAUCAACGAGGCGCUAGAUACUCAGCUGGACGGUGAAUACGGCCAGGCGUUUUUCGACUCUAUGCUGUCGGGCCACAAGGGCGUUAAAAGAACAACCUCUAGAUGGAAGACUCACUCAAGGUUUGGGGGCUCGUUGCUCAGGAGACAGAGAUCGCGGUCAGCUGGCGGCGAGGACAGUGACGCGUCCCCCGGCACACCUCUAAGACGAAAGUCAGACGGCAUCUUCUGUAAGGAGGUGGAAAAAUCAAAAGUCUCCAACUGGAAGAAAGUUAAAUUUGCCUUUAAGUGGGAGAAAGCGCAAUGGUCUACCACAUUGGGUGGGGCAGCUGCCGUUGCUGCUGGUGCCAUGGUAGGUGCAGUAGCCCUGGCCGGUUCCAACCCAGCUGGCAACCAAGUCAACCAAGCGGGCAACCAGGCCAGUCCAACUGGCAACCUUGCCAAUCAAGAACCCAGGGACUCGGCGAGCCUCACAACCGGCAGUGCACUGUCUCUCACACCAAAUUCUUCGUGCGAAGAGUUGAGAAUCGAUUCUGGAGUAUGUCGGAGAAGCGGUCAUGAUACUGAAAACAUUUUCUUACGAGCACCUACGCAGGACGACAGUUCCACGUCUCCAUCUCCAAACAAGCUGCACAAGAGCCCUUGGGGGAAGAUGCGGGACAUCAUCCAGACGCACCGGGACUCCGUGAAGAAGAAGACCAAGGGGUCCAAGUCUCCAGACGUUCCAGCGAGAAGGAGGUCCUUCAGCGACGGUGGAGACAGUGACGCGCCACCAGAACUCACCCUGACCAUACCUUCGUCUGAGGAACUUGAAUCCGAAGGCUCCCACCCGGCCCUCCGCAAGCAGCACUCGCUGGACCGGCCUCAGCACCGCCCCCUGCGGGACUCCAAGUGGACGCGCGUGAAGCGGGCCUUCCUCACCUCCGCCUCCGCCUCCGUGCCCUCCAGUCCCAACAGGCACUCCGCCUUCUUCACUGAUGGAGACACGGAGGGCCUGAGCAGCGGGUGCGAGGCGGGCGGGGCGGGCGGGGUGCGGGAGGAGAUAGCCCGGGACUACGCCGCGCUGCAGUCGCGACUCGGCAAGGAGUUCUCCGACAGGAGCGGCAAGCUGUCCAUCUCCCACUCCCUGUACUCCUCAUCGAGGCCUGUAGCAACCGAGGAGCAGUUGUCAGCAGAUUUCAGAAAGAAGCUGGAAGAAUGGCAGCGGAUGAAAGGCGUGCGGCAGCCUCCGCCAGUGCCAAAGCGGCAAGACCUCAGCGAAGACUUCCUCAAGAAAUGGGAUGAUUGGACCCGUAUGAAACAAACAAACUCUGUGCCUCCCUGGGAAGGUGACACGAAGCCAGAUGAGGUGCUUGUCCAAACCUCCACCGGAAUCAUGAAGUUUAAAGGAAUAUCAAGAUCCUUCACACGUAAGUUACAAGAAUGGGAGAAGAACCAACGCAUCGCUCCCGAAGCGUCCACCGUCGCUUUACUCCAGGCAGCUCGUGCCAAAGCGAAACAGCCGUCAGCCCCUCUCACUCGCACACAGUCGGACGGCAGCGUAGCUCCCAGUCUCGGCAGACGACAUGCCUCCAGCUUAAGCGUCAAUGACGCCGAUGAUUUUGACUCAGAAUAUGAGAGAGAUCAGUCGCUGGAAUAUAAUGACGAACCGGCCAGAUCAGCCGUGUUGGUGGAGGUGGAAGCUGAGGAAGUGUGUACAGCGGCGCCUCUGAUGGCAGUAUCGCCAAGGCAUAUGCCGCAGACGCCGGUUUACACGUAUGGACCAGCAGAAGCCAGGUUGCUAUGUGAAACCUCCUCAGCGAUAACAGGCACUGCUGUGCUACAACCUAAUGGUGAUGGUAAGAAGUUUACACAGAAGAAAAAGACGGAAACCAAAACGAAAACUCAUGAACAGGAAAAAUCAAUAAAGGAACAUAGAAUCAAAUUACUGAGACAACCAAGCUUAGAAGAAGAUGCUAAAUUUAUUAGGAAAGCAAUAGAGGAAAUUGAAAAAGGCAGUACCCACCGAUAUCAUGAAAAAUUUACUGUGGAAGAAAAGAAAUCUGACGAGGUACAAAAUUUACCGUCAACCAGUAAAAGUUCUAGCUCUAAUUUAGUACAAGACAAUGUAAAAGAACUAAAAACUAACAAAGAAUAUAACGAAGACAGAAAAGAAGAUAAAGGUAAUGGCAAAAAGAAAUCAAAGUCUAGAGCUAGACUAGAGCGGGAACAGUCUAAGCCUUCAGAAAGUGAUACUGAGCCAGAAGUUGAUACGGUGACGGUUGAAAUUCCACGACGUAAGAAAAGACCACGAAAACCUUCAGAAAAACCUAGAACUCCGCCCGCUUCUCUACAUUCUGACACUGAAGGCGAGGUGUAUGUACUAAAAAUUAAAACUCCUGACCAAAGGGGUGUGUCGCCAGAGGUGAUAGUUAAAACUACUAGAAAAAUAUUCUCUCCCGUCGUGAGAAGCGGAGAAUCUAUACCUAGAGCUGUAAUUCCAGUGAAUGUGGAGGACUUAGAUAAUGUGAGCCCUUCUCCUACGCCUCACAAAAAUGAAAAUCCUAAUCCUAUUCAACAAAGUCAAAAAGAAGACACCGAAAAUAAGUUCAAAGGUUCGGGAGAUCUUCAAGAUGACGAACAAAGGUCGAAAUCGAGGCCUCCACUUCCUUCAUCUCCUUCGUCUCAAAGAAAGCCUUCUCCAAAGGAAACUUCUCCUUCUAUACGAAUAAUGAUUCAACGAUACAACAAAAAAAUUAACGAAGAAGGUCCUGUGUCGGGAAUCAGCAGUGGUGCCGCAUCGCCGCCCUGGAGAUCGCCAAAAUCAGACAGGCGCAGACCUCCAGAUAUGCCCGUUGGUGUGAAUAUUAGAAGUAAUCCGUUCCUCGAAAAAGAAGUCCAAAAAUCCGCAAGCGCUUGCCAGCUGUCAAGACGGGAAAGAAAUUCUUCGGAGAAAAGUAUCCCACCGAGCACUCUGGCUAUAGAUGGCGUGUUGAAGUCGCACAGCGCCAAUGCGUUGCAUCCUGACAAAAGCGAACCUCCUAGGCAAGAAGACAUGCAAGCUGGGGCGAGUACAGACACAAUAGUACCUAGAAAUUUGGACCAAGAAGAACCAAAACCUGUUGAACAACCGCCAAUAUUGAGGCAGCAGUCUGAAGUCCUCCCACCCUUAACCAGAUCUGCAACCGAUGGUGUCGCAUUCGAUAGAUCAGUCUCAGUAGAUCCUCACAUCAAUUCCUUACAAACGGACCAGCUGAUGGCGAGGCUUUCGGAACGAGCAGCAAAAAUUCGCGAAGCCAGAGAGAGGUUCCUGUUUUCGACCCAAAUGAGGCGAGACGGGACCAGCUCAGCCAGUGAUUUGAGACCAGGAGAUCGGUCGAGUCGUGUAAGCUGCGACAGUGACGUGACUGCGGGCGCGGCCAGGCAGCAGGUCCGCCUCUGCCGCACCGCCUCCAACCUGGGCCGGAGCCUCUCCACUGGCAUGGUCAACGUUGAGAGGGACACCUGGCAGAGAGUUGCUGAAGGUCAGCGGAAAGACCGCACCAAGUCUAGAUUCAGCUUAGGACGCUUGGCCGCAAAAAUACGACGAAAAGAAGAGAGCACUGUGACCAAACUGUGUCGACAGACCCUGACUGUGCAGUUGAGGAAAUAAAGUAUUAUUAUUUUC